This is a messenger RNA of Kluyveromyces lactis, 651 nucleotides long. It is a transcript of the gene DPB4, whose product is annotated as DNA polymerase epsilon noncatalytic subunit. Bases 1 to 651 code for a protein of 216 amino acids. Gene Ontology annotation, biological process: DNA damage response; heterochromatin formation; leading strand elongation. Gene Ontology annotation, molecular function: protein heterodimerization activity; chromatin DNA binding. The transcript has a single exon. Gene Ontology annotation, cellular component: CHRAC; epsilon DNA polymerase complex. Lineage: Eukaryota; Fungi; Ascomycota; Saccharomycetes; Saccharomycetales; Saccharomycetaceae. The record is from RefSeq and is a predicted model, not a curated record.
AUGCCACCAAAAGGUUGGAGAAAGGAUUCUGAAGGAAAUUAUCCUAAUACGUCUUAUAUAAAAGAACAAGAAAAGAUCAGUAUUGAUGAUUUACUAUUUCCUAAAAGCAUAAUCACAUCUCUAGCGAAGGAAUCACUUCAGAACGCGUUUCAAAAGGGCGAAGAAGAGAGAAGAAUCACGGUUAGUAAGGAUGCUGCAUUGGCAAUGCAGAGGUCAGCGACAGUCUUUGUCAAUCACUUAUUAAUGUUUGCUAGAAUGAACGCAAAGGAUUCUAAUAGAAAGAGUUGUAAUGAUCAGGAUAUCAUGGCUGCUUUAGAUACGUUGGGGCUAGGUGCUUUGGAGAGCAUACUCACGGGAAAGAUGCAGGAGUACCAGGAAGCCAUACUUUGGAAGAAGCAAAAUAAAGUCAAUAAUGCUGUGCCUGGUGCGGACGGAGACAUAGCAAUGGAAGAUGAUGAAGAUGAUGAAGAUGACGAUGGCAGAGAAGGCGCAGAUGCUGACGCCGAGCCUAAAUCCAGAGCUGAUACUGAGGUUCAACAAGGUAACGCUGAAAAUGAUAAAUUAGAUGGGCCUCCAGUCAACCAAGAACAAGUACCUAGCACGCGCCAGAACGACCUGGAUUUAAGCACAAAAAAACAGAAGACGGAAUGA